This is a messenger RNA of Phragmites australis (common reed), 1956 nucleotides long. RefSeq names its product calcium-dependent protein kinase 25-like. Gene Ontology annotation, cellular component: nucleus; cytoplasm. Bases 98 to 1702 code for a protein of 534 amino acids. Gene Ontology annotation, biological process: peptidyl-serine phosphorylation; intracellular signal transduction; protein autophosphorylation. The record is from RefSeq and is a predicted model, not a curated record. The transcript is spliced from 7 exons. Lineage: Eukaryota; Viridiplantae; Streptophyta; Magnoliopsida; Poales; Poaceae. Gene Ontology annotation, molecular function: calmodulin binding; calcium ion binding; ATP binding.
GCCGGCCUCCAUCUCUCGUCGUCCAGCCGUCCAGGUCUGUUGAUGUCUGUGGCUGCCUGCCCUCCGUCGGAGCAGGCAGCGCGCGUCCCCCGCAGCCAUGGGCCAUUGCUGCUCCAAGGGCGCCGGGCAGGCCGCCGCCGCCGACACGGACCCAUCGGCGCCGCCGAAGGCUGAGGCGCCGAGCCAUGGCACGUCCGCGAACAAUGGCCAGCGGCCGUCGUCUUCGGCGCCCACCAAGCCGGCCUCGCCCGCCGCCAAGGGCACCAAGCCGGCGGCUCCCCUGGGCACGGUGCUCGGGCGGCCCAUGGAGGACGUGCGCGCGACGUACUCGGUGGGAAAGGAGCUCGGGCGCGGGCAGUUCGGCGUGACGCACCUGUGCACGCACAAGGCGACGGGCGAGAAGCUGGCGUGCAAGACGAUCGCGAAGCGGAAGCUGGCGAGCAAGGAUGACGUGGAGGACGUGCAGCGCGAGGUGCAGAUCAUGCACCACCUCUCCGGCCACCACAACAUCGUGGACCUCAGGGGCGCCUACGAGGACAAGCACAACGUGCACCUCGUCAUGGAGCUCUGCGCCGGCGGCGAGCUCUUCGACCGCAUCAUCGCCAAGGGGCAGUACACGGAGCGCGCCGCGGCGUCUCUGCUGCGCACCAUCGUGGAGAUCGUGCACACCUGCCACUCCAUGGGGGUGAUGCACCGGGACAUCAAGCCGGAGAACUUCCUGCUGCUCAGCAAGGCCGAGGACGCGCCGCUCAAGGCCACCGACUUCGGGCUCUCCGUCUUCUUCAAGGAAGGCGAGGUGUUCAGGGACAUCGUCGGCAGCGCGUACUACAUCGCGCCGGAGGUGCUCAAGAGGAAGUACGGGCCCGAGGCUGACAUCUGGAGCGUCGGCGUCAUGCUCUACAUCUUCCUCGCCGGGGUGCCUCCCUUCUGGGCAGAGAAUGAGAAUGGCAUCUUCACCGCCAUCCUGCGUGGGCAGAUUGACCUCGCGAGCGAUCCAUGGCCCAACAUUUCAUCAGGAGCCAAGGAUCUUGUCAGGAAGAUGCUGAACAUCAACCCCAAGGAGCGGCUUACGGCGUUCCAGGUCCUCAAUCACCCGUGGAUCAAAGAAGAUGGAGAUGCACCUGAUACACCACUUGACAAUGUUGUUCUCAACAGGCUCAAGCAGUUCAGGGCCAUGAACCAGUUCAAGAAAGCGGCACUAAGGAUCAUAGCCGGGUGCCUAUCCGAAGAGGAGAUCACCGGGCUGAAGGAGAUGUUCAAGAGCAUCGACAAAGAUAACAGCGGGACCAUUACGCUUGAAGAGCUCAAGAACGGGUUGGCAAAGCAGGGAACCAAACUGUCGGACGCUGAAAUUCAGCAACUGAUGGAAGCAGCUGAUGCUGAUGGCAAUGGGUUGAUUGACUAUGAUGAGUUUGUCACCGCAACAGUGCAUAUGAACAAACUGGAUAGAGAGGAGCACCUUUACACAGCAUUCCAGUAUUUCGACAAGGAUAACAGUGGGUACAUUACAAAAGAAGAGCUUGAGCAAGCCUUGAAGGACCAAGGAUUGUAUGACGCCAAGGAAAUCAAGGAGAUCAUCUCAGAAGCCGAUUCUGACAAUGAUGGGAGGAUAGAUUAUUCAGAGUUUGUGGCAAUGAUGAGGAAAGGAACAGCUGGUGCUGAGCCAACGAACCACAAGAAGAGGCGAGACCUAGUCCUAUAGUGAAGCAGCAAGUGUGUAAUGUGUUACAUGUGUAUAGCAGCAAGUGAAGCAGCAAAUCUGCAGAAAUGUACACAAUGCAAUGGAGUUACUUCUGCAAUUUAGUUCAUGGAUGGUGGUGUCCGUUGUGCUGCCGAAUGCGGGGGAUUUGAAUGCAAUACAUACUUAAGACAGUUUGGUACUUGAGAUAAUCACUGAUGGAAAGAAUGGUCGAUAUGCUGACAAGGAAGAGAUUCUAGUUUAAUUAUUCCAUGAUA